Sungouiella intermedia is the source of this 4224-nucleotide messenger RNA. NCBI's taxonomy places the organism in Eukaryota, Fungi, Ascomycota, Pichiomycetes, Serinales, Metschnikowiaceae. The record is from the annotation of a GenBank genome assembly.
AUGUUAGUUGAUUACGCUUUGAUAGUUCCAUUGUUAGUCGCACUGGUUCUGGCAACCAAGUGUAACUCAUACAAUGCCUGCCCUGGGAACCUGUUUGGUUGGGGUCACAAGAAUAGGAACAUGCCUAAGGCUGAUAUCUCUAUUAGCGAUGUGUAUGCUAAUGGUGACGGCUCUUACAGUGUCAACCUUAACUUCCAGUGUGACUCGGCCUUGGCCACAGAGUCCUUGAACAGUUUACAGAUCUUGAACCUUGGAGAGACAUACACUCUUUGGUCCAGAUCUUCUAAUGUUUUUCUGAUUUCUAACUGUGCCUCUUGGUCGAAGACUGUCAAGGUCACCCCAAACCAGUCCAAGGGUAGCAAGAAAGUUUGUAUGCCAAACUUCCAGAUCGAGUUCGAUUGGUGUCUGAAUGGCUGCGAAAAAACUUCUGGAUGCAAGUCCUGGGGUUACUCCAAGUCUUACACUUACAACUCUGGUUGUGAUAAUGAUUCCCCAGACUACUGUUGGGAUGUUCCAAAUACAUCUACCAGUACCACCUCGACUAAGCCAGCAUGGCCCACUACUGACUGCACAACCAGUACCACCUCGACUAAGCCAGGAUGGCCCACUACUGACUGCACAACCAGUACCACCUCAAAGUCUACUAAGCCAGGAUGGCCUACUACUGACUGCACGACCUCGAAAUCCACCAAGCCUUGGACACCAUGGUGGCCAACUACUGACUGCACCACAACCUCGAAGUCUACCAAGCCAGGAUGGCCAACUACUGACUGUUCAACUACUUCGAAGAGCACCCCAGGUACUCCAGGCACGACCGAGUCUACUAGCUGCGAGACUACCCCAAGUACUCCAGGUACUUCCAAGUCUACUAGCUGCGAGACUACUCCAGGUACUCCAGGUACUUCGAACACUACCCCAGGUACUUCGAACACUACCCCAGGUACUUCGAACACUACCCCAGGUACUUCGAACACUACCCCAGGUACUUCGAACACUACCCCAGGUACUUCGAACACUACCCCAGGUACUUCGAACACUACCCCAGGUACUUCGAACACUACCCCAAGUACUCCAGGUACUUCCAAGUCUACUAGCUGCGAGACUACUCCAGGUACCCCAGGUAGUUCGAACACUACCCCAAGUACCCCAGGUACUUCGAACACUACCCCAGGUACCCCAGGUACUUCGAACACUACCCCAAGUACCCCAGGUACCUCUAACACUACCCCAAGUACCCCAGGUACUUCGAACACCACCCCUGGUACUCCAGGUACUUCCAAGUCUACUACUACCCCAGGUACUCCAGGUACUUCCAAGUCUACUAGCUGCGAGACUACUCCAGGUACUCCAGGUACUUCGAACACUACCCCAAGUACCCCAGGUACUUCGAACACUACCCCAAGUACCCCAGGUACUUCGAACACUACCCCAAGUACCCCAGGUACUUCGAACACCACCCCAGGUACUCCAGGUACUUCCAAGUCUACUAGCUGCGAGACUACCCCAAGUACCCCAGGUAGUUCGAACACUACCCCAAGUACUCCAGGUACUUCCAAGUCUACUACUACCCCAGGUACUCCAGGUACUUCCAAGUCUACUAGCUGCGAGACUACUCCAGGUACCCCAGGUAGUUCGAACACUACCCCAAGUACUCCAGGUACUUCCAAGUCUACUACUACCCCAGGUACUCCAGGUACUUCCAAGUCUACUAGCUGCGAGACUACUCCAGGUACUCCAGGUACUUCGAACACUACCCCAAGUACCCCAGGUACUUCGAACACUACCCCAAGUACCCCAGGUAGUUCGAACACUACCCCAAGUACCCCAGGUACCUCUAACACUACCCCAAGUACCCCAGGUACUUCGAACACCACCCCUGGUACUCCAGGUACUUCCAAGUCUACUAGCUGCGAGACUACUCCAGGUACCCCAGGUAGUUCGAACACUACCCCAAGUACUCCAGGUACUUCCAAGUCUACUACUACCCCAGGUACUCCAGGUACUUCCAAGUCUACUAGCUGCGAGACUACUCCAGGUACUCCAGGUACUUCGAACACUACCCCAAGUACCCCAGGUACUUCGAACACUACCCCAAGUACUCCAGGUACUUCGAACACUACCCCAAGUACUCCAGGUACUUCGAACACUACCCCAAGUACCCCAGGUACUUCGAACACCACCCCAGGUACUCCAGGUACUUCCAAGUCUACUAGCUGCGAGACUACUCCAGGUACUUCUGAAACUUCUAAGACUUCUAAGUCCACUCCAGGUACUUCUGAGACUUCUAAGUCCACUCCAGGUACUUCUGAGACUUCUAAGUCCACUCCAGUCACCUCUCCAGGUACCUCUGAGACUUCUAAGUCCACUCCAGGUACCUCGAAGACCACUAGCUGCGAGACUACUCCAGGUACGUCUGAAACUUCUAAGACUUCUAAGUCCACUCCAGGUACUUCUGAGACUUCUAAGUCCACUCCAGGUACUUCUGAGACUUCUAAGUCCACUCCAGGUACUUCUGAGACUUCUAAGUCCACUCCAGGUACUUCUGAGACUUCUAAGUCCACUCCAGGUACCUCGAAGACCACUAGCUGCGAGACUACUCCAGGUACGUCUGAAACUUCUAAGACUUCUAAGUCCACUCCAGGUACUUCUGAGACUUCUAAGUCCACUCCAGGUACUUCUGAGACUUCUAAGUCCACUCCAGUCACCUCUCCAGGUACUUCUGAAACUUCCAAGUCCACUCCAGGUACUUCUGAGACUUCUAAGUCCACUCCAGUCACCUCUCCAGGUACUUCUGAAACUUCCAAGUCCACUCCAGGUACUUCUGAAACUUCUAAGUCCACUCCAAUUACCUCUCCAGGUACUUCUGAAACUUCUAAGUCCACUCCAGUUACCUCUCCAGGUACCUCUGAGACUUCUAAGUCCACUCCAGUUACCUCUCCAGGUACCUCUGAGACUUCUAAGUCCACUCCAGUUACCUCUCCAGGUACCUCUGAGACUUCUAAGUCCACUCCAGUUACCUCUCCAGGUACUUCUGAAACUUCUAAGUCCACUCCAGUUACCUCUCCAGGUACCUCUGAGACUUCUAAGUCCACUCCAGUUACCUCUCCAGGUACUUCUGAAACUUCUAAGUCCACUCCAGUUACUUCUCCAGGUACCUCUGAGACUUCUAAGUCCACUCCAGUUACCUCUCCAGGUACCUCUGAAACUUCUAAGUCCACUCCAGUUACCUCUCCAGGUACUUCUGAGACUUCUGAGACUUCUAAGACUACUCCUGGCAGCUCAACCUUUGUAGUGACCACCACGACGGAGACUUGCGAGACGACCACUGUGGUCACUAUAACUUCUUGCAAGGAAGAGCACUGUGAGACACACACUGUCCCAACUGGUGUAACUGUUGUGACCACAUCUACAGAACAAACCACUACUGUGUUCACAACUUACUGUCCUCUCACGAGCGUGGUUACCAAGACGAUUCCAGGAAAGCCUACGGACGUUGUCACUGAGACGGUUCCAGGCAAGAAUGUUGAGGUGUCUCCAUCUGUUGUUACCAAAACUGCUUCGACCACUGCUGUUGUUACUGUCACCAAAUCUGGCCAGAAGCCUGUUGAGGAGUCUACCCAAGCCACCAUUGUUGCCACUACCACUGGCAAGGAGACCACCGCCGCCUCAGAAGAAAAGACUUCCUAUGUCACAAUCGUGACGACCGAGAAGUCUGUUGGUUCUGGAGGUGAGGAGACCUACGUUAUAGUGACCAAGACCACUGUCGCUGCUGAGGCUACUAGCCCUGCUGGCACAGAGGCAACUGUUAACGCAACCACUGAGGCAAACACAGUCGCUGGUGAGGCCCAUGCUACUGCCGGAACUGGUGAGACCGCUGAAGCAACCACUGUUGCUGGCGAGGCCACUACCCUUGCGGGCACUGAGGCUACUGCUGAGGCAACUACCGUCGCUGGCGAGGCCACUACCCCUGCGGGCACUGAGGCUACUGCUGAGGCAACUACCGUCGCUGGCGAGGCCACUACCGCUGCCGGUUCAGAGGGAACUGCUGUGGCCGGCGAGGGAACAUCAACCACUCUCGCAACUGUCUCCGUGGAGGGCACUUCUGUUGCAUCUGCAUCUGCUGCUGCAAGUGUAAGUGCAUUCGAAAACAAGGCCGGCUCCAACAGAAUCUCUAACACAUUGGUGAUUCUUGGUUCUGCGUGCCUUUCCUUCAUGUUCAUGUAA